This is a messenger RNA of Cylicocyclus nassatus, 446 nucleotides long. The record is from the annotation of a GenBank genome assembly. NCBI's taxonomy places the organism in Eukaryota, Metazoa, Nematoda, Chromadorea, Rhabditida, Strongylidae.
CUUCUACCCAAACGAGAACAAUGAACUUUUUACUGAUCAGUCUUCUGCUCUUUUCCAUUCUUGGAGUAAGUCUGGAGUGGCAGAGCACCAAUGUGGUGGUCCACCACGUAGUAGGGAAAAAACCACAUUGUCGACCACAUUGUGCGAAAGUCUGCAAAAACCAACGCGUCGGGAAAUGCCGAAAACUCCACACUCACCCUCCUCGUCAACAGUGUACAUUCAUUAAUAAACCAGUAUGUCAUAAGAAGUGCACGCAACGAUGCAGAAGGUGAUACCACCGCAAUGCACUGCAGAAGAGAAGCUCGAUACAGGUUUCGCAUUCUUGGAGGCACCUGAUAAUUUGUUGUGGUUUUUUGUUCUAACUUUGAAAGUAAGUGGUCACUUUGAUUUAAUUAUAUGUAUUCAGUAAAUAUUACUGACUAUUAGUUUGUUUCUUUGAACCCUUG